Molecule: messenger RNA, 481 nt
Organism: Porites lobata
Lineage: Eukaryota; Metazoa; Cnidaria; Anthozoa; Scleractinia; Poritidae
Source: the annotation of a GenBank genome assembly
AUGAAGUCCAAGCCACUGUUGUUUUUUUUCCCUCCACCAUGUACCCUGGAUUUGUCAAUCAGGUGUGUAACAGUUCAGUUUUUUGGAUUAUAACUGUCUAAUACCUUUCCUUGAGAAUUAACAUUACAUGGUUUUAAAGUCGGAAAAAGCUAUUUAGCCUAAAAAGAGUGACUUGUUAAACAAGUAUUUGGUGAUACAUUGUGAUGCUGAUUGCUCUCUGUACCUUCUAAACACGUGAUUUAAUAACACACCCACUCAGUCAGUUCUCAUACUGACUGUUCCUCCUUACUUGCUCCAAAAUGUUAGGCGCCAUGACGACCAAAAUGGUCGCAACUUGGAGGGUUGAUCUUUUAUAUUUUAUUUUCAAAUUAGAAGACUUGUGGGGACAAGAUUGCUUGUCUGCUGUGGCGAAAAAAGCAGAGAUGAUAAAUGGAAGCCAUUGCUAUUGUUUUUUUCUGAUUUUGAAGGCACUUUGGAUUGA